AUGUCCUCCGAAUACUUGACGGAAGAGGAACACGAGAGACUCCAACGCGCGCGAAGCAUCGUGGCGGCGCUUGAGAAUAAACCGUUACUGUUGUGGCGUUUGUUCAGAGAGGCGUUGCUAAAUGGCGGCGCGUGUCGCGAUAUCGUGGAGAAGCAUGUGAUGUGUAAACUCAACGGGACGGAUCUCAAAUUCUUUUACGAGGUGAAUACGGAGACGAGAAAGUUGGUGAAGAGAUCAUCUCGCGAGAGUGAUUUGAAAAAGAAAUUUAAUGUCGAUGAGAUGUCGUCGAUAUCGACUUUGGAAGUUGCGUGGGAGAAUAAAUCGUUGUGGUCGGGAUACUUGUACGACGAAUCAGAUUUCUGCUGGGAAGUUGCUCGAAAGAAUAAACUCGAGUUGCUCAAGUGGGCGCGAGAGGAGAAAGAGUGUGAGUGGGAUGAAUUGACGAUUACUGCGGCCGCACGUCGAGGUAAUCUAGAAAUGGUAAAGUAUUGCGUGGCAAACGAGUGUCCUAUCGAUGAGACGGCGUGUGCAUAUGCUGCCGAAAACGGUCAUCUCGAGGUGCUCAAAUACUUACGCGAAGAAGCGAAAGUGCCUUGGGAUUCUGAUAUUGCCUCUUACGCGGCUUCAAAUGGUCAUCUCCACAUACUCGAAUAUCUUGUUGAGCGUGAGUAUGAUAAUUAUGACGUAUGGUCGUGUAUCAGUGCAGCCGAGAACGGCCACUUGGACUGUUUGAAAUACUUGCACGAAACCGCCAAAGCGCCGUGGGAUUAUGUGGCCGUGCGAGUCGCUCGCGAGAAAAAUCAACCCGAAUGUUUACAAUACCUCCUCGACAACAACUGUCCUCUCCCACGCGGUUGGCGAUACGAGCACGGCGAGUUAUUCAUUCACGGACCAGAGUAA
Bathycoccus prasinos is the source of this 900-nucleotide messenger RNA. RefSeq lists its product with no specific name. The record is from RefSeq and is a predicted model, not a curated record. Lineage: Eukaryota; Viridiplantae; Chlorophyta; Mamiellophyceae; Mamiellales; Bathycoccaceae. The transcript has a single exon. Gene Ontology annotation, molecular function: protein binding. Bases 1 to 900 code for a protein of 299 amino acids.